GCUCGAAGGUACAAAUUAGUUAAAUUGAGGUGAUUCCCCAAAACAAACAUGGCUGCGUUUGUUAUCAAACCCUCUCUCCUUCACUGUGUUUUAAGGACUGUAAGGCAACUUAGAGUGCGGCAGACGAGGGAAACGCCGUUCCUUUGGAGAAGCUACGCGUCUGAUGGAGACAACAGGGUGCCCAAAAUUUAUACCAAAACAGGCGACAAAGGUUUCUCAAGCACAUUCACCGGAGAAAGGAGACCAAAGGAAGAUCACAUUUUUGAAGCUUUGGGAAACACAGAUGAACUGUCAUCAGCUAUAGGCUUGGCCAGGGAAUUCUGCCUUGAAAAAGGUCAUGCAUUCACUCAUCAGUUAGACAAGAUACAAUGUGUUUUGCAAGAUGUUGGCUCCAAUAUUGCCACACCUCGGUCAUCUGCAAGAGAAAGUCAUAGAACUCGAACCAAUUUCACUGCGACGCCAAUAGCAGACCUGGAAAGUUGGAUUGAUGCAUUGACAGAGGAACUCCCACCUUUGACCAACUUCAUUUUACCUUCUGGAGGAAAGAGCAGCGCAGCUUUGCAUCUAGCUCGGACAGUCUGUCGUAGAGCCGAGCGCAGUGUUGCUCCAAUUGUGCGCUCAGGGGAGGCAGAUCCAGAUGUUGCCAGGUUUUUAAACAGAUUAAGCGACUACCUCUUCACUGUGGCCAGGUAUGCAGCCCUACAGGAAAACAAUAAAGAGAAAAUCUACACAAGACCUGAGAUGUAAGAAUUGUAUCGAAACUCAUUCAUCUGUGUAUUUUACACUUUGAGUAUAUAAAACAGUUAAAAAUCUUGA
Molecule: messenger RNA, 816 nt
Organism: Nerophis ophidion (straightnose pipefish)
Lineage: Eukaryota; Metazoa; Chordata; Actinopteri; Syngnathiformes; Syngnathidae
Gene: mmab
Product: metabolism of cobalamin associated B
Exons: 9
Coding region: 49-747 (232 amino acids)
Molecular function (GO): corrinoid adenosyltransferase activity
Source: RefSeq, a predicted model, not a curated record